This is a messenger RNA of Zophobas morio, 1455 nucleotides long. RefSeq lists its product as uncharacterized. The coding region runs from base 1 to 864 and encodes 287 amino acids. NCBI's taxonomy places the organism in Eukaryota, Metazoa, Arthropoda, Insecta, Coleoptera, Tenebrionidae. The transcript is spliced from 2 exons. The record is from RefSeq and is a predicted model, not a curated record.
AUGGAAGCAUUGAAACAAUCUAAUAUAGAAUUAGUGAGGUUAUUAACCGACAAUCCAAGUAAAGCUGCAGUGAUCCAUGGUAGUAGUGCUGCAAUUCCUGUAGCUAUUGCAGACACGAUUAAACCCACUGAUACAUAUGCAAAUAAAUUGAGUUCCGCAACGCAAGCCAAAGUAAUGAUUAAACCAAAAGUUGCGCAGAAAGCUUUCCAAACACAAGAAGACCUGUUGCGGAAUGUAGAUUUAUUGAAUGAAAAUAUCUCUGUCACAAAUUCCAAAAAAGCUAAGGAUGGAGCUAUCAUCGUAGGAUGUAAUAAUAUUGAAAAUUCAAAAAAACUAAAACAACUUGCAGCAGAUAAACUAUCGAAUGAUUACGAUGUUUUUGUUCUUAGAUCAGAACACCCUCGUGUUAGAAUCGUCGGAAUUCCUUCUUGUCUAAAUAAGGAGUCUUUUAUGAGUUAUUUAAAAUCCCAAAACUCUGAUUUGUUAGCAGAUGCAACUGAAUAUAGGCUUCUAAAUUUCUGGCCCCUAAAAAAGAACAAAAAAAUACUUCAGGCAACUGUUCAGCUGGAUAUACAUACAUACAAGAAAGUUAUGAAAGCUGGUGGAUUACUUGUAGGCAUAAAUAUUUGCAAAUUGUAUGAUGAUACGACGGUAACACGUUGCUUUAAAUGCAAUGGGUUCAAUCAUACUAAAACUAAGUGCCCUAGACCAGUUAUCUGUCCUUUAUGUGCAGAAGUCUCAAACAUAUGCAUGGGUUUGACAUUAGUGUUGACCAUCCGGCCUGGGACUAUAAGAGUUGUUUUGCGUUUAAAUUUGCCGAAGCUAAACUUCGUAAUGUGGUAUUUGGUGAACCAGUUCGCAUAGAUAUUAGAAAAAUUCCUAAUUUCAAGCCUACAGAUGUUCAAAGUGUCCCAAGUACGAGCUCAGGACUCCAAUCUCAGUCUCCUGGGAACGUGAAUGUCACGCCUUCUGUUCAAGUGUUUAAUCGUUUUGAACCUCUGUCAGAUUUUAAAAGCAAUUUUUUAGAUCGUCCUUAGAUGCGGCCAAUGUAAGUAACAUAACUUCAAAGUCUACUAAAUCACCUACAACCUUUCCCAGCAAUAGCAAAACUUUCUUUGUUUAUUAUCAGAACACUCGCAGCAUUAGAUCACGUGUUAAUGACAUUUACUCCAAUUUAACGUCUAAUGUAUUUGAUAUAAUAUGUAUUACAGAAUCAUGGCUUGAUCCAUCGAUCAAUAACAGUGAAUUUAUUCCGCCAAAUUACAUUGCAUUUCGUUCAGACAGGGACUUCAAUAGAUCCAAUCGUCAAAGCGGCGGGGGAGUUGUUCUGGCUGUUAAUGCUCAGUUCAACGUUAAAUGCCUGGACAUGUCGACAUUUAAGGAUUUUUUUCUGUGUGAUAUCAUAGGUUGUAAGUUAUUUUGUCAAGAAGGUAAUUUACACAUAUUUGUAGUUUA